AUGGCUAGCGAGACUGACAUGCGACGCCUGAAUGCCGCUGCGCCAAGAGCCUCCGACGACAACAACCCAAGCAACGCCGACGAUGACAGCGACUCCGGUGCGCCUCUUGCCUCUGCCCUUUCGGCACAGCAGCCCCUGCGCCAGCAGCAACGGCGGCCCCCGCCAAUCGCCCUUCCAGACGCCGCCUCGCCUCAGCCACCGAGCCGCGAAUCCGCCCAGGCCGAGCAAGAGUCCAACAAACAUCGACGCUUCUCCGUCUUGCGCUUCCGAAAUGCAUCCGACUCUCAGCUCUCUCUCAGGGCCAAGCAGCAGGCCGAACGGCCUCCCCCUGUCCCGAGACCCCCCGCCAUUGUCACUACUGCCCCGACAAACGAAAUUACCGGCCCCAAGAAAAUGUCGUCUCGCAUGAGUCUCGCUGCAAAGUUUCGACGCUCCAACGACAUCCCCCGGCGAGAUGACGACGAUGCCAAGAACCAGCCUCGCCAGCCCCCAAGGGCCUCGUUUACGGAAGACAGAGGCCGCCCAUCCCUCGCUACCCUUACCGAGCCACGAUCUCCUUCUCCCGGCCCCAAUGGCGCCGCUCUCGAUGCCUCCAACAAGCGUCAGUCCGACUCCUCCAAGUCCGAUGCAAGCUCCGUCGACCACGUCUCCCAUCCCAGCCCGUCGUCCACCAUCAGGAAACCCCAAUCUUCCACGCCCUUCUUCAAGCUACGCAGAGGAAAAAGGGCCCCCGAACAACUAUUUCCCAUGGCACAUCUUCCGCAGAAGAACGCGGCCCAACCCGCGAGCGCCUCGUCAACGUCCCUUGGCGCAGGUUCCACACCACGUCCUAGCUCGGCCCGGAGUGCAACAACUCCGCGUGCCCGGACUGAUCGCCAUGAAGAUGGCCACUCUUCGCCGACACGGGCUCAUCUGCUGAGGGAGAGAUCGUCCACCAUGAGCUCCAUGGGCCGCGAAUCAACGGACGACCACCUUCUUCCGCCUACGACACGAACCUCGACUUCAACUGGCCGCAAGAGCUUUGGGGACCUAUUCGGGCUAAGCCGCAUUCGCCAGAAUUCCGAGCUGAGCCGCCAGGGCUCGCUGACGCCUGCGACUCCAGGCUCCAUUACGUCCAAGAGCAACUCUCUUCAAUUGUCGAGAGGCUCCAUUGUGCUGCCAGAACGUCGUGAUGACGAGUCACCAGCCAAGUACCUCGCGCGCCUUGAAGAAGUCGUUAGCCGAGGGCUGAUCGCGUCCGCCGUCUCCAAAGGCACCGAUCCUUUCACGGCCGCCGUGCUGAGAAGCUAUAUGAGAAAAUUCAGCUUUUUCGGUGACCCGAUGGACAUGGCCCUUCGAAAGCUAUUGAUGGAGGCUGAGUUGCCAAAGGAGACCCAGCAGAUAGACAGAUGCCUGCAGGCGUUUGCCAACCGCUAUCAUGAGUGCAACCCUGGUAUUUACUCAUCCCCAGAUCAAGCCUAUUUCAUCGCCUUCUCCCAGUUGAUUCUUCACACGGAUGUUUUCAACAAGAACAACAAGCACAAGAUGCAAAAGUCAGACUAUCUGAAGAACACUCGUGGGGAAGGCAUUUUUGACGAGAUCCUCGAAUGCUUUUAUGACAAUAUAUCCUACACGCCCUUUAUCCACGUGGAAGACGAGAUCGACCUGAACUCAGAACGCAACGCCACAAACAAGAGGAAGAAGAAGAAGCAACUCUUUUCAGCCAACCCUGGGGAUCCUGCCAAGCGAGCUAUCAAGGAACCCAUAGACCCGUACACGCUAAUAAUGGAUGGCAAUCUGGAUGCUUUGCGGCCGAAUCUCAAGGAUGCAAUGUCCUUGGAUGAUCACUACACUUAUUUGGGCACCUCCACCAGCCUCAACCUAAGAGAUUUGCAAAAGACCUUCUUCAGGACGGGAGUUCUGCAAAUUGUCUCGGCCAGAUCUCGCCCCGACGCUUUCAUGUCGGAAAAGACAGCCACGAAUCCCGCCGAGGCGCACCCCGGCAUCGUGGAUAUCAAGAUCACAAAGGUCGGCCUACUGUGGCGAAAGGAAAUCAAGAGGAGGAAGACACGCUCGCCUUGGCAAGAAUGGGGAGCCAUUCUCACCGGAGCCCAGCUGUACUUUUUCCAGAACACCAGUUGGAUCAAGAAUCUGAUGCACCAGUACGAAAAUCACCUCAAGGCGGGGCAUGACGGGAUCCCCAUCAUCUUCAAGCCACCCCUGGAGGAGUUCAAGCCGGAUGCAUUGAUGUCCACGCAAGGGGCUGUCGCUCUUGUGGACACCACGUACAAAAAGCACAAGAAUGCUUUUGUCUACGUCAGACAAGGCGGGCUGGAUGAGGUGCUUCUCGCCGACAACGAGGAGGAGCGAAACGACUGGCUAGCCAAGCUUAAUUACGCUGCUGCUUUUAGGACAUCAGGGGUUAGGAUGCGAGGUGUCGUUGGAGGCCACUACGAUGGCCAGGGCCGUCGCGGCAUGAGGCGUCUCGAUAGCUCCGACGCCACGCAGCUUAUCCAGACCCCAACCGGCCCUGUUUCCAUUGCGCGCGGCCGGAUUGAUCACAAGAUGGCGCAGGACAUCCAAACAGCCAGGCGGGACGGGCUGCAGCAGAAGAUUACAGAAGCUGACCGUAAGGUCGAGGAUGCUCAAAAACGACUUGAGGAACAUCUCAGGAACGCCCGUCAUCUUCAAAUAUUGGCGCCCAUCCAGCCCAGGACGAGGGAAUCACUCUUGCUGGCCGCGGCUCGCAUGGCCGCACAGCUCAAGUGGACUCGCAUGGAGAUAUGGAAAGAAACUUGCCAUCGCGAUAUUCUAGUUCAGGACCUUGCGGAAGACCGACCAACGUCUGCGUCGACGGCCACGCCAACAAAAGCCCAUGUGGACACCGAACAGAGAGCAUCCCCUAUCCCACGACCGCUAUCUACCCAUCUCGAGAACAACUCCGACCGGCAUAGCGCUACCGAGUCGAGCCCUCAAACGCCCGCGAAUCUCAACACCUCUCGCUUCUCGAGCGCAACCGAGGCCCCUCACGAGGCCGAGUCAUCCUCCAAGCAGACUUUUCAAACCCCACCCCCGAGUGCAAUUAAGUCGCGUCGGGAAUCACACGAUCCAUCCCAGACAGCGUCUGACACGGGAAGCACCAGGCACGGCCAGGAUGAGGUCGACGCCGACGAGCGUGACUUUUUGAAGCAAACCGGCCUGUGGGAGGCUAGAUCAGGCAGAGUCUCCAUUGACAAAAUUACGGAUCGCGACAAGGUGGAUAGAAGCAAAAUCAGACGGAGCCUCCAGCGCACGCUUAGGGAGGGUGCUGGCCAUCUUCCGCAUCACCGGGGCAGAAAGGGCAAGGACGUCACUACGGCCGGAGCAUUCGAAGAUGGAGCACAGGAUAUCAUGCUCACCCGUGGUACGGGGAGCUUUGUGGUCCACGGGAAAAAAGCAUCCGUCAUCAACCUAGGCACCGAGCUUCAAAGCAUGUCCCAAGACGACAAGGUCUUUGCUCGAAAGCAACAGCAGCAAGCAGAGCAACCAAUCGGCUCCCCUGUGCAGAGCGCAGCACCAGAUGACGUUUUCCUCUCAGGCCAUGAAGCUUCACCAGAACCACCGCAGGAACACGAGCAGAGCGAUCGAAGAGAGUCAACUACGAGCGCCGGAACUGCUACAGCCCGGAGCUUCCGGGAGCUUCACAGGAGAUACUCUUCCGCGCAGGCAGCUAGGAGCGUCUCGGCGGGUGGAAGACUUGCCAUCCCUUCCGAUGGUGAAAGCGAAGCCGCAGUUAGCUUUUCUGACGGGCGCAGAUCACCUCAGCCCCUGGUUGAGAAGGGGGCCAAGGUCGAAGCAGAGGAGCCUUUGUAUGAGGUCAGGAGGGACCAGGUGCCCCAAGAGAAGAGGGAGAAGGACAGCGGCACUGCGGAUGAAGAAUUGCCGCUGGAGCCGGGUCACUUGUCCAAACACCCGAUCCAGCCCGUGAAUGCAUGA
Messenger RNA from Hirsutella rhossiliensis, 3954 nucleotides. Its product is annotated as sec7 domain-containing protein. NCBI's taxonomy places the organism in Eukaryota, Fungi, Ascomycota, Sordariomycetes, Hypocreales, Ophiocordycipitaceae. Gene Ontology annotation, biological process: regulation of ARF protein signal transduction. Gene Ontology annotation, molecular function: guanyl-nucleotide exchange factor activity. The coding region runs from base 1 to 3954 and encodes 1317 amino acids. The transcript is spliced from 5 exons. The record is from RefSeq and is a predicted model, not a curated record.